CGGCUGCGAGCUGCAGGCAGCACACAGCUCCCGGAGACUGGUACUGCCUGGCAUGGGAGAGGGGUUACUCCCGGCCGCUCUGUGACUGCCAUGUCUCCCAUUCCCCGGCUCUCCAUCCAGGAUGGGCAGCGCUGUUUCCAAACGGAAGAACCCGCGGAGCAAUGCCAUCUGCUCGGCUGAAUCCAAGGUCAGAGCAGCACAAGCUUUCAGAGAGUAUCUGUCGCAGACUGAGCCUGGUACCAGUAGCACCAAGGCAUCAGAUCACUUGGUGGCUGAGACCCUGAUGGACCCGGAGCAUUCCUCGGAGAUCCAACAGCCCGCGCAGAACAAGCGCCGCCUCUCCAUGAUCUCUCAGGGAAGAUUCGACCGGAGUUUCUCGGAGGAAGGGGCGGAGAAGCCGGCCGACGGUCAGAAGCCGCGGGUCUACACCAUCUCAGGCGAGAGCCAGCUGCUGUCGGAGAGGGAGACGGAGAGUGAGGGGACGGGGACGGUGACGGCAGCGACGAGUACCCCCGGCAAGGAGGCACGGCCCUCCCAGGCGGGCGGAGGCGGAGGCGGGCGCUGCAGGAACUGGGCGGGCAGCAGGCAGAGCUCGAGGGAGUGUCCCGGCUGUGCGAAGGCCGCAGGCUCCUCGCAGCUGCUGACCGUUGACGGCGAGCACGUGCAGGCGCGCGAGGCCGCCCGCCAUCGCAAGAAGCUCGAGCGCAUGUACAGCAUGGACCGGGUGUCCGACGAUGUCCCAAUUAGGACUUGGUUCCCAAAGGAAAACCUCUUCAACUUCCAGACAGCAACUACCACAAUGCAAGCAAUAUCGGCUUUCCGGGGCUGCAUGGAAAGGAAGAGGAGGAAGCGGGAGAACGAAUGUGCCGCUGUGAUCCAGAGAAAUUUCCGCAAACAUCUUCGAAUGGUUGGGAGUCGAAGAAUCAGAGUGCAAAGUCUUUCUGAGCGACAAGAGAAGAGUUUUGGUCGCUCCUGGAGUGACCCUACGCCGGUGAAGUCUGAUGUGAUUGGUGAACCGCGAGAAAGUCAGGAGUUGCAGAACUCGUGCUGUGCUUUAGAUGAUGAUUUUGACGAUCUCAACUGGGAGGCGGAGAAGGAGCUGGAGCUGCUGUCAUGUGAUGGCGAAGACUUUGUCCCACCCAAGAUCAUGCUCAUUUCAUCCAAAGUCCCCAAGGCAGAGUACAUCCCGACCAUUGUCCGCAGGAAUGACCCCUCAGUCAUCCCCAUCCUCUACGACCAUGAGCAUGCUGCUUUUGAUGACAUCUUGGAAGAGAUUGAGAAAAAGCUGAAUGCCUAUCGGAAGGGGUGCAAGAUCUGGAAGCUGCUGAUCUUCUGCCAGGGGGGACCUGGCCACUUGUACUUGCUGAAGAACAAAGUCGCCACCUUUGCCAAAGUGGAGAAAGAGGAAGACAUGAUCUUGUUUUGGAGGAGGCUGAGCAGAUUGAUGAGCAAGAUCAACCCAGACCCAAAUGUGAUCCAUAUAAUGGGCUGCUAUAUCCUGGGAAAUCCCAAUGGGGAAAAGCUUUUUCGGAGCCUGUCUAAUUUGAUGACUCCUCACCGAAUAUCCUUUGAAUCUCCGUUGGAGCUUUCAGCACAAGGGAAGCGGAUGAUCGAGACAUACUUUGACUUCCGUCUGUAUAGACUGUGGAAAUCUAGGCAGCACUCAAAGCUGCUGGACUAUGAUGACAUCCUGUGAGGCAUAGGGAAGCUCAGAAUUGGAAUAAUCACUUGUAACCGCUCUUAUCGAGAACGACGUCUCCUCAGGGCUGGAGGCAAACAGAGGGUCUCGGAAGGGAUUAAGAAGAAGCAGAAAACAUCUCUGUUGUAUCUUGUUCCAACAAAGAAAGGCUUUAUGGAAGUCACAGGAGAAUGGUGUGGAAAGGUUAGGGCCUUUUUCUCUUUGAGUAGAAGGAUCAGAAAUCGGAAUUUUUAUUUCUGCGGAAUGUUGCCAAUCCAGGUCAAGACAGGAAAGUUCGGGGUUUUCUUUCAUCCUGAAGUCCUUAUGCAAAAGACAAGACUGAAUAGUUAGCUGUUGGAAUUCUGGGAAAACCAGAGAGCGCUAAAUAAGAUUCUUGGAAAGUUCCUGCAAUGGAAAAUUCUAAACUACCCACAGGCCUGGUUUAAAAUCCGUGCGCAGACUGGGGUGUCUGCGAGCUGUUCUUGAGGACCUCAAUGUGAAGGCAGGUUUCAUGGAAGAUAAAAGCUGAAGUUUUUUUUUAUUAUUGAAUAUAGGAACUUUGGAUUUUUAAUUGCAUAGUACUAAUUAUAAGAGUUAGUAGCUAAGAGUGUCUCAGUAGUUAGGAGGAUAUUUCAUCAAUUUUGGAGAAUGAUGUAACGGAUUCCAUUAACAUUGCUUCAGCACAAACUGAAGGCAAUAACAGCAAGUAUGAAAGGAACCAAUUGCUUUGUUCACAACAUUGUACGGCUGACUCUCCAAUUGGAACCAUCAAGAGGUACCUUUCUAUGAUGAAGUAACCUCAUAGUUCUUAUUCUGUGGAAUACAUUUCUAAUAUUGUGUGUCUAACAGGUGUUCUAGAGUAGUGGUGACACCUACUCCAGGUUUUAUUGCAUUUUAAGCAACCACUGAUUGAAGGUGGGGUAUAAUGAUCAUAAGGGAUCACAAAUGAUUUUAGUGGGUAAAAUAAUUAAUAAGAGGAUUACCAGUGAGAGGAGCUGUGUGCAAUCUAGAUCUGUUCUGAACACCAGUAUCAUGCUUUCACCUGAUUUGGAGACACUCUGAUGGUCUUUUUAUGUCCAAUCCUGGAUUCAUUUCAACUUGAGGAUAGAUCAGUUGCACUCUUGAAGGUCUGAAUAAGCUAUUGAUAUUUAUUGAUAGUCACACUGGCCUUGAUUUCAUUUGAAGGUUAUUUAUACUCCAUAAUGUGACCAUGGAAAAAAGGAUUCUUAAAGUGACUGCUUAUCAUUAUCAUGGAGAUCUUUUAUUAUUUCAAUCCGAGUUAGGUUGUCAAGUUUAGAAACUGCCCCUCUAUUAAGAUAUUACUGCAGACCAAGGUCUCUAAGUAGAAUAUUCUAGUGUGUGUUGCAUUGUAGUUGUGUUCGAAGGGGAAACUCU
Rhincodon typus (whale shark) is the source of this 3073-nucleotide messenger RNA. RefSeq names its product NMDA receptor synaptonuclear signaling and neuronal migration factor b (gene nsmfb). The record is from RefSeq and is a predicted model, not a curated record. Gene Ontology annotation, cellular component: cytoplasm; nucleus. Gene Ontology annotation, biological process: regulation of neuronal synaptic plasticity; positive regulation of neuron migration. Bases 122 to 1696 code for a protein of 524 amino acids. The transcript is spliced from 16 exons. Lineage: Eukaryota; Metazoa; Chordata; Chondrichthyes; Orectolobiformes; Rhincodontidae.